This is a messenger RNA of Candidozyma duobushaemuli, 1686 nucleotides long. It is a transcript of the gene CAS5, whose product is annotated as Cas5p. The transcript has 2 exons. Gene Ontology annotation, cellular component: chromatin. Gene Ontology annotation, biological process: regulation of transcription by RNA polymerase II. The record is from RefSeq and is a predicted model, not a curated record. Gene Ontology annotation, molecular function: RNA polymerase II cis-regulatory region sequence-specific DNA binding; DNA-binding transcription factor activity, RNA polymerase II-specific. Lineage: Eukaryota; Fungi; Ascomycota; Pichiomycetes; Serinales; Metschnikowiaceae. The coding region runs from base 1 to 1686 and encodes 561 amino acids.
AUGAGCUCUCCCUCCCAGCACCACCACCACCCCCCGCCCUACUACUCCCAAGACACGCUACCGGCGCUCCAAAACAUCGACAAUCCCGACGUGCAAAACCAGACCAACUCCCCGUCCGUGUACGACUUGGAUUUCGCCGACCUCCCGCUGGACUUUUACGAUCUGGCGUUGGACUUUGACUUGGAGGAGUCCGCCCACCGCCCGCUUCUGGCGCCUUUCCACGAGGAACCCGCCCGCAACAAGUCCCAUGCUUUCCACCACUCCAGAAACAUAUCCUUGGAUGACACCUACAGACGCUCCCACCAGCACCUGCUGCUGAUCGUGUCCAACCUGGCCGACCCGCCGCUGGGCACCUUCUACCUGCUGCUGGCGAAUCUCCAGCUUCUGGCCGACCUGGUGCCUCAGCUUCUGCUGCUGGUGCUGAACCCGCUGUUGCUUGAUCUGCCUCAUUCCGCCUUGCAGCCCACCGCCACCCCGGGCCGCCGCCACAAAUCAACCUCUAUCUCGUACACAACGCCUCUCCGUGGCGGCGUGCUGCCCUUGACCCACGCCAAAGUCGGCAAGACUCCGCUCAAGGGUCACCGGCGCUCGCGGCUGAAAGCCAGCUUGGAGCCGUCCCUGGCCCACCUUUUGGCCUCCGUGGCUAGCAACAAGAGCUACGACGCCUUGGCCAACUGCAACGUCAACUUGAACGAGCACAACCCGUUCCACAACGACUUUGUCUCGCCUCGCGUUGGUCUCGACGACUCCACGCCGCUAGCGACGCCAGCAGGCAAGACGCCCAUGGGUUCUCAGUAUUUCACGCCCAUCUCGCACAAUCAAAGCUUUGGCGGCCUGUUGCUCGAUCUGGCGGGCCCCAGCCAGAGCCGUCCAGCGAUGCUUCGUCGCAACGACACCUUGGACUCCAUCAAGAUCGAGGACCAGGAGGACGACGCAUGUAAGCAGCUACGUAAAGCAAAGCUGUUCACGUCGUUUGGCGACCAGCUGAGGAUGGCCCGCGUCGUCAACUCCCGUCUGGGCCACUCCUCCUCCCACGACUUAUCCAACGUGUUUGACCUGACGCCCGAACUACUGGCUGACGGCUCGCCUCCAAAGUACAACAGCGAACAGCAUCCGCACGAUGCGUUCAAAAAAUCUGCAUCCAUCGACUUGUUGCUGCCGGAGCUAGUCGCCUCCGAUCGCAUGACCGACACCAGCUUGAAGUCUUAUCCAGCAUCCAUAGACCUUGCUGUCCUCGGGUCGCUUGAUGCCCCGAUCACCCACGUCCUGGCCAAUAUGCCGCUGGGCCUGAGGCCCACACACAACAAUCAUCGCCUGAACUUGUUGAACGCUGCUGCUAAGAAAUUGUCCUCCAAGGUCUUGACAGGAUACCCGACCGCGUCGCAAAUUCAAAAGACCUCCACGACAGAGGACAUUGCAAAAUUCGCCGAAAGCAUUCUCCAGCUGGACCUGAAAAGGCCCAUCUACGUGCAGCAGGAGCAAAACGAUGUCUACGACCCGAAGAAAAAGCAUAAGUGUCCGCUUUGUCUCGCCAGAUUUCAGCGGCCUGAGCAUGUCAAGCGUCAUUUGAAGAGCCACUCGACAGACAAGCCGUUCCAGUGUGACGAGCCCGAUUGUGGGCGGCGCUUCAACAGGAAGGAUAACCUCAAGGCGCAUCUCAAGAAGAUACACGGUAAGAUUGUAUAA